GUGUACUGCCUGGAAACUACGUGGGAACCCUAAUAACGCGGCGGUGGUGGUUCGUUUCUGUUGAUGGGGAAGAACAACAACAACAACAACUUAAGACCCCGGCAACACAAUGACGGUCCCCGGCUUCGGAGCACUGAUCUGGGCCGCUCUUCUUGUCAUCCACCAGGUGGCAGCGGAGUACGGCAUGGCCCAUUUCAGUGACGACCGCAAAGGGAAGGAUUACUGCAUCUUCUUCAACUCGCAGUGGGCUCGUCUGCCUCAGGACCUCAACAAGGCAUCGCAUCUCCAGCUCUACGACCUGACCAAUUCCGUCCUGUGCUCGCCUGCCGACGUCCCAGAGGGAGGCUUCCCCAACCGCAUCGCCAUGGUGAUGAGGGGCAACUGCACCUUCUACGAGAAAGUCCGCCUGGCCCAGAUGAACGGUGCAAAGGGCCUUCUCAUUGUCAGCAAGGACAGACUGACGCCGCCAGCGGGAAACAAAACUCAGUACGAGGAGAUUGACAUCCCUGUCGCGCUGCUCAGCUUCUCUGACAUGCUGGAGAUAAGCAAGACGUUCAGCAAGGGCAGGCUGGUGGCCAUGUACGCCCCAAAUGAGCCAGUGCUGGACUACAACAUGGUCAUCAUCUUUCUCAUGGCUGUGGGAACUGUUGCCGUCGGUGGCCACUGGGCUGGCAGCAAGGACCGCAAGAAGCGCUACAUGAAGCACAAGCGCGAUGACGGGGCGGACAAGCAGGAUGAGGAGACGCUGGAUGUGACGCCCAUCAUGAUCUGCGUGUUCGUGGUCAUGUGCUGCAGCAUGCUGGUGCUGCUCUAUUUCUUCUACGACAGCCUGGCCAUUUGGGUCAUAGCCAUUUUCUGCCUGGCGUCGUCCGUGGGCCUCUACAGCUGCCUUUGGCCUUUUGUGCGCCGUCUUCCUUUCUGCAAGUGCAGGAUUCCAGAGAACAACCUUCCCUACUUGCACAAGCGUCCUCAGGUGCGCGCCCUGCUGCUGUCGGUGCUUUGUGUGGGCGUCAGUGUCACCUGGAUGGUGUUUCGCAACGAGGACCAGUGGGCCUGGGUACUGCAGGACACCCUGGGGAUCGCCUUCUGUCUUUACAUGCUCAAGACUGUCAGGCUGCCAACAUUUAAGGCUUGCACUUUACUACUGACGGUGCUCUUCGUCUAUGACGUCUUCUUCGUGUUUAUCACGCCCUUCUUCACUAAGAGUGGCGAGAGCAUCAUGGUGGAGGUAGCGGCAGGCCCCUCUGACUCGGCCACGCACGAAAAGCUUCCGAUGGUGCUCAAAGUGCCGCGCUUGAACUCCUCGCCCCUUGCCCUGUGCGAUCGACCCUUCUCCCUGCUGGGCUUCGGCGACGUCCUGGUGCCAGGCCUGUUGGUGGUGUACUGCCACCGCUUUGACAUUUUGAUGCAAUCCUCCAGAAUCUACUUUGUGGCCUGUACAAUAGCAUACGGUGUGGGCCUGCUGAUCACCUUCGUGGCGUUAGCCGUGAUGCAGAUGGGCCAGCCGGCCUUGCUCUACCUGGUGCCUUGCACUCUGCUCACCAGCCUGGCGGUGGCGCUGUGGCGCAGGGAGCUGCCUCAGUUCUGGACUGGCAGUGGAUUUAUGCCUGCCAUAGCGCUUGCACCCAUCAGGUGUACGCAAACAACGGGGCCGCAGCCCGAGGGGUCGCCGGCCGCCGACGCAGCCAAUCAGAACGAAGAACCCGGUCUGCCUCAGGACACUUCCCUCGCCGAGAAUGAGGAAAAGCUCAACUAAAAGUGGCGCGUGUCCACCUCAAGUUUAUUUUCCACAUUGUGUUGCUUUAUAUGGACAUUAAAAGGGAAAAAGGAGCAGAGGCACUGCAAUCUCGUUUAUACCUCACCUUUAAAGGGAAUCAUAGACGGAAAUAUGUUUGCAUUUCAGGCCCGUUACGCCCAAACGCUCACUCACAACGGCAUUAGCUUGCAUGCAUCGUCGCUGUCCAACAAAAAGCGUGGAUCUCCACAUUUUAAUUGCAUUCAAAACCCAGAAAAACAUUUGUUUUUCCAGGUAAAAAACAUUUUUAUUCCAGUAUUAAAGAUAUUUUAAAAGUCUGGAAAAAAAGCCUGGAUAGAUUUAUUUUCAUUUGAAAACAAAAUUUGAGUUGUUUUUAAAUGAAAAUGGAGUCAAUAAGAUUUUCGGGGCGGGGAAAUCAUCUUAAUGUGUUUUUUUAAUUUUUUUACAUGAAUUAGUCUUUUGAAGGGAAUUGUUUUCUUUGUUUGAAUGACAAACAAAAUUUUGUGUGUGUAUAAUAACUUUUUUAAAACUUAACUGUUUUUUUCUUUCAGAAAAAAAACCCAAUGGUAAAUAAAAGAAACAAAUUCGGUAAUUAAAAAAGCUGUUUUCAGAAUAAAAAAAAAAAUGUAAAAGCAACAUUGCGGGUUUCUUUUACUUUUUUAAAAAUACAAAAUACUGGGAAUUUUUUUUUUAGCAUAAACCACCCUCAGUUUUUUAAAUGAGCUUUAUCUGAAACAAAGAAUAGUAGUUGUUUUUCCAUAUUUAAAAUAACAAUGAGGAACCGUGUGGAUGCUAUUUGUUGAUCAGCCUUGAUGAAAUUCAUGCGUCAAGUGACAAGAUGCUGAGAUCACUGUUGUCAACUGAGCCAAACUUUUUUUUAAUUAUGAUUUUUUUAAAGGUUCCCUUUUCUCUAUGCUACAUCUAUUUUUUUUCUUGUAUUCGAUGAUGUGGAUUCUCUCUCAAGUAUUACAAAUAUAAUCUAUAGUGCAGAUCUGAAAUUGUAUUGGUGGAGCAAUAACAUUUCAAAACAAAAUAAAGAAGCAGCACUUUGGAAGCCCACAGAAGUCAUUCAAGUUACAAGAGAGUCAAGUGACUUUGUAUGAAACAUUUGCACAACUCAUGCUACACAAGUAAAUUUCUGUGUUUUUAAAUAUAUAUUAGGUGUUAUACUAUGCUGUAUAGGUUUUAAAACCAAUGUACUCUUUAGUUUGGGAAGAUGAUGAUUUGUUUUCAGUGCCUCUAUUGAGGACAGCAUAGAACAAAACAUUGACUUUUGCAGUUGAGUAAAUAAACAAUAUUUGCGGAAAUAUGUUCA
This is a messenger RNA of Phyllopteryx taeniolatus (common seadragon), 3071 nucleotides long. RefSeq names its product signal peptide peptidase-like 2 (gene sppl2b). Gene Ontology annotation, biological process: membrane protein proteolysis. The transcript is spliced from 15 exons. Bases 110 to 1756 code for a protein of 548 amino acids. Gene Ontology annotation, cellular component: cytoplasmic side of endoplasmic reticulum membrane; lumenal side of endoplasmic reticulum membrane; lysosomal membrane. The record is from RefSeq and is a predicted model, not a curated record. Lineage: Eukaryota; Metazoa; Chordata; Actinopteri; Syngnathiformes; Syngnathidae. Gene Ontology annotation, molecular function: aspartic endopeptidase activity, intramembrane cleaving.